Messenger RNA from Pogona vitticeps (central bearded dragon), 6409 nucleotides. RefSeq names its product cytochrome P450 family 17 subfamily A member 1 (gene CYP17A1). The record is from RefSeq and is a predicted model, not a curated record. Gene Ontology annotation, molecular function: heme binding; iron ion binding; steroid 17-alpha-monooxygenase activity. Gene Ontology annotation, biological process: progesterone metabolic process; hormone biosynthetic process. NCBI's taxonomy places the organism in Eukaryota, Metazoa, Chordata, Lepidosauria, Squamata, Agamidae.
GGCUAUUGCAGGGAGACUGCUUUCCCUGACCCCUUGUUUCUGGAUCUCAGACCAAGGCUUAGGGCAACCAAGGGACAAUUAUGGUUCUCUUGGUUGUUUUGCUCCUGUUGCUGGCUCUCCUGUCCUUUUGGAAGGUGGCUAAGGAGAAGCAGAAGUCCAAGCGCAACUACCCUAAAAGCUUGCCCUCCUUGCCAAUCAUUGGGAGCCUGUUGCAUUUUGCUGGAAAUAACAACCUCCAUCUCUUAUUCUGCAAACUACAGAAGAAAUAUGGCAGCAUCUAUUCUCUCUACAUGGGCUCAGAUUAUGUGGUGGUCGUCAACAACUAUCAGCAUGCCAGGGAAGUACUGCUUAAAAAAGGGAAGAUCUUUGCUGGAAGGCCUCGGACGGUGACGACAGACUUGUUGACUCGAGAUGGGAAAGAUAUUGCCUUUGCUUCCUACAGCCCACUUUGGAAAUAUCAGCGUAAGCUGGUGCACUCUGCUCUUUGCAUGUUUGGAGAAGGCUCUCUAGCCCUACAGAAAAUCAUCUGCCACGAGGCUGCUUCCUUAUGUGAAACUCUCCGUUCUAUGCAGGAUUCACCUUUGGACAUGGCACCAGAACUUAUGCGUGCAGUUACUAAUGUGGUGUGUUCCCUUUGCUUCAAUUCCACUUACCAGCGUGGAGAUCUAGAAUUUGAAUCUCUGCUCAAAUACAGCCAAGGCAUUGUGGACACUGUGGCCAAGCAAAGCAUGGUGGAUAUCUUUCCAUGGCUUAAGUACCUUCCUAAUAAAGAAUUAGCUUUGCUGAAGAAAUGUGUGGAAAUGAGAGACCAGCUCCUACAUCAGAAGUUUGAAAAACAUAAGAAAGAAUUCAACAGUGAGUCUGUCAAUGACCUCAUGGAUGCUCUCCUGAGAGCCAAACUGAAUACAGAGAACAACAACAAUGGAAUAUUUUCUGGACAGGAGCUAACCGAUGACUACCUACUCAUGACUGUGGCUGACGUUUUUGGGGCAGGUGUGGAAACCACCACUACUGUGCUGAAGUGGGCUGUGCUCUAUCUUCUGUACUACCCAGAGGUGCAGGAAAAGAUCCAAGAAGAAAUAGAUCAGAAAAUUGGCUUGGACAGACAUCCCCUACUCAGUGAUCGGCAGCGAUUGUCUUACUUGGAGGCUACCAUUAGUGAAGUUCUGCGUAUCCGGCCUGUCGCUCCACUCUUGAUCCCACAUGAGGCAUUAGAAGAUACAAGCAUUGGGGAAUAUGAUAUCCCAAAGGGAACCCAUGUUGUCAUCAACCUGUGGUCUAUUCACCAUGAUGAAAAAGAAUGGGAUAAGCCAGCAGAGUUUAAUCCAGAACGUUUCUUUGAUGAUGAUGGGAAACGGAUCUACUCCCCUUCAGUCAGUUACCUCCCCUUUGGAGCUGGUAUUCGAGUUUGCUUGGGAGAAGCACUGGCCAAAAUGGAGCUGUUUCUCUUUUUGUCUUGGAUUUUGCAACAAUUCACACUGAGUGCCCCUGAAGGCCACACCUUGCCUGAGCCAGAGGGCAAAUAUGGGGUUGUCCUCCAAGUACCAAAGUUCAAGGUAAAGGCUACCUUGCGGGAAGUUUGGAAGUUUGGGAAGUAAUAGACCAACAAUAUCACGUGGCUCCAAACUCAGAGAGAGAGAAUUAAGAGCCUCUGAAGCUGAACCAGUAAAAGUUUCACUGGAGUGGUCUGUACAUAGGAGACAAUCAAGAAGCAAAUUGGCUGCCCGGUAUAGGAUGUGAAGGCAGGACCUCCUAUCCUUUCUGUCAAAUAUGCUACACUCAUAGGACCAAUGUAGACAAAGCCUAACAGUCAACAAUAGCUGCUGCCUCUUCUGUCUAUAGAAUGUGCUUUGGAACAGCCUUAGAGCAACAGACUUAUGCCCACAAGACAAGCACACAGUGCUGAAAAUCCUUUCUAGUUAAGUGCUACCCUCAAGGGAGAUACUUUGUCAUAGGCCAUAAAUGGCUUAAUGAUGAAGGUGGAUGGAAAAGCUCUGGAUUUUUUGUUCUUUUGCUUGUACAACAAUCAAGGCCACAAUAUUGGACAUGACACUGAGAAGUAUCUUUAUGAGUAGUAUCUUUCCUCGACAGAUAAUAAAGAUGGGUUAGGAUCACCUUAUGACAUGUCAGAAGAAAAACAAGGCAGGUUAAUUCCUGCCUAUGGACAGCCCCAAAAGACAGAAACUGUGGAGAUGAGAGCAGCUAUGUGGGGUAAGGGUUUGCUUGAAGGGUCAUAAGUAAUUCUUUUUAAAAGCAAUCUAUAGUUAGAAAGACUUUAUAAAUCAGUCAUGGCUUCAGAAAAGAACUGUAUCUGCAAGAGGGAAAUGGGAAGAUAGAUCAGUUCCUUAGCUGUCCUGUGUUAACAUCUAACACCUAUGGAGUAAAUUGUUCUGCUGUAACAUAUGUGGCAAGCUGUGGUCUUUCAUAGGUUUUUUGGACUAUAACACCCCCCAAAGUAACUAAUUACAAGGGGUGUUUUUUCUUCUGAUGUCUGAUUUCCUCAUUCUGCUUCCUUUCUGCAGUCUUCUGAAUUGUUGGGAAAAUGCUUAACACUAACAGAUUGUAGCCCUGUUUAACAGUAAUAAUACAAUAUUAUUGUAACCACAGUUGCUGGUAUCCUAUGUUCUUCUGCCUUAAGACGGACUUAGGACAAUGUGGGAGGGUCCUGAAUGUUAGAUUCAUAUCGAACACAGAUGCACAUAUAUAGCUGUACAGAGAGCAAGCUAGUUUCAGGAGCUGAGGCAACCAAAUUCUUAUCUGACUCAGCAAAAAAAUUCACAGAAUCCUCAGAAUGUGUUGUAAUGUAGACAGUAAACUCUUGGAUCAUGGGAUUUGUGUCUCUACAUGGCAUAACAUUUUGGAAGUCAUUCCUCCACAGAGUUACAAUAAGUCGCAAUAACACAUGCCAGGGCCUUUAAUUUUCAUUAUGUUAAAAAGCAUAUGUGCCAGUGAAAUGGCCCAGCUCAAAAAAUGUGAUUGUCUGGCCAUAGUUAAUGACUUCUAACUCAUAAUCCAAAGAUUUUCCAGUAGGAUGACUGAUGAUUUCAAAGAAGGAAGAGGUACGUUCAGUGGGAUCAUUCCAAUAUGCUCUGACAAGGAAAUAUGACAAGAUACAAUCAGGCAUUUAUAGGCACCAAAAUUUGCAUUUAUUAUGCAUAGAAGUGCCUGUUGGGUGGGGGUUUCUAGAAGCUGUAGUGUGAAAAGGGGUAAUUUGUUCAACCUCUAAAUAGGAUACCAGUCCAAGGAGGCAGGUAUAGGGUUAUGCUGGGAACUGUAUAAAACAUUAUAGACAGAAAUAAAAAAAUGUAGAAGGAAAAUUUCAGAAUAAUAUUUGCUUGUACAAAAUAACCUGAUGCAUGUUUCUGGGGUUCUGCCUAUUUUAAGAGGUGGGUAGUUCUUUUCCCCCCAGAUUGCAGUCCUAAUAUUUUCAGCUGUUUCUUCAAGUCUUGCAUAUUUAUUUUAAAAAAUACUUUUUAUUGAUAUUAAUCUGGGAGGGGCGGGAUUGAACAGUAUUUGGAUUACUAUUAACAUUCAGUGAUUUGAUCUGAGUUUUCAGUUAUUCAAAACAUUUGGGAUUCUUAGUAUUCAUAUUGGGUUGUCAACAUUAAGCUAAACAUCAGACAUUUACUGAAAGAUGCAUUAUCAGGGGAAUGAAGGAGAUGUGUGUUAAGAAAAACAUGCUAUUUGUUUCAUAAAGACAUAAACCCUUCACCAUGUCUCUCUGUCAUAUACCUGAGCAAAUCAAUGUAUAGAAAACCAGAGUUACUAACUAGAGGGAAUAUUCUUGCUGUCCCGAUAAUCCAUUUCCUGAUUCUAAACAUGAAAAUUAUUCUACUGACACCAGAUAAAAGGCCUGGUGUAUUGACUUGGUAUAUCAGUUGACGUGAAUCCUACUGUCUUCAGUGGGGUUUUACUGCCUGAUGUAUUUUACUGUAUUACUGCCUUCAGUAUUUCCAUAACAAUCCCUUUUGUAGGAUUGCAGCAACAAACACUUUUGUAGUCUACUAUCCCUAUACUGUAUCAGUACUUUUUGCUAGACUAACAAAUCUUGCUGAUUACCUUCCUUGUACACAUGUAUUUUGUAAUCCAGGUUGAAUGUACAUUCCCUUUAUCGUUUCUCAUUUUCAAACCAUAGUUUCAUGGUCUGCCCUUCUACGAGCAUUUUAGAUUUUGGCUCAAUUCAGCAAUCUGUGUCACCUUUUCCUGAGGUAAAGCACAUGGGCUAUAUAAGCACAAAGUUCAAGGUGCAUCUCAGUGGUGCAUCUAGGGUUUCCCCCACCUAUACUUUUAAUAUUUAACCAAAUAGCAAAGUGGCUGGAGAGAAGGGCAUGGAACAAGAAUCUGAACAAAGCUAGGAUGUUUAAAUCUACAGUAGUUUCCCCUGCUCUCCCAAAACAAUUUGCUUUGUACAUCCAGUUAAGGCUAGCUUUAGCUCACAGUCCUCAUCCUUACUUAAAUUAUUCACAAUUCAUCCUCAGUUCAUUCAUGAAAGUGAUCAGAGGUUUGAUAAUGCAGUAAUUUAAGCAAGCACAAAGAUUCAGUAAUUUGCUUCCUUGGAUCACAAUGUUUUAAAUGAUUGGAGAUUCCCUGUUGGGUUCAUAUUUUAUAUUGUACUCACGUUAUUAAAUAAAAAUGAUGUCAUUGUGGUCAUUUGGGCCUUAAAACAACCAAAUUCGUAAAAUUUGUUUGCUUAUUUGUUUUUUUUACAAAGCUGCUUCCACAAAUAAACCUUGGUAUAGUCUACUGUGAGGCUAGGCCAUGGUGUAGACCUCAAGGAAAUAGUUGUUUGCAUUACUCACUUCCAUUUUGAAUUUGAUUUCUGUCUAAAACGGUAAUUAGACUACACUUGGUGAUUCAGAAUGUGCACUCUACAAUAUGGUUAAAAUAUUGUCUCUUCAAACCUAACCAGUUUUGUCCAUGCUCACGUGUAGCAACAAUUGCUAUCCUGCACAUGUGUGUGUGUCCCAGUUCACAAAUGAGUGGAAAAUUAUUAUAACCAAACACUGCCACCCUGCACCAAAACUAAAGUUUCCACUUUUUAAUAUCUUUCCUUUUGCAGCUUUGAUAGCUUUGUCUACUUUAUAAUGCUAGUUAAUGUGGAGUCACCAAUGGAGCAUGGUGCUAUCCCAGUGAUUCAUAAGAACCAAGCAGAUUUGGUUACAUAGUGACAUAACUGAAAAACAAAGCCUUCACCUUGGCUUUAGUCUGAAGGUGGAGGAAAACAAGGAGCACAUGGCAAUUGUUUUAGGCAGUCAAGACAACACUCCAUACAUUAUGUUUCACAGAAGGUUUUAUCCUCUUUCAAUAUCACAUGCUAAUAUUUCCCCUCUCCCAAUCAACUUCUCUUUGUGUGUAGAAAAAUUUCUACACACAAGAGCUGAAUUCCUGUUGCUCAGUGUAGUAAGAUACACUAAUGUAGACACACUGCAUCACUGGGGAUCUGGUGAGUCAACUCCUCCAUAAGUUCCAUUUAUUCAAAUGGAGCUACUCUAGUUGUGACUUACUAUGCUAAGCAACCGUUUCAGCCAAUAAUUCCUUUCUCCUGCCCUCCAAAAUUCCUGCAAACAUUGCUGACUGAGGCAGAACAUAGAUGAGGAUGCACAGCUGAAGGCACAUCCCAUAGGCAGCAAUACAUUGAGGUGGACACUGUUUGUAUGUAACUGAGCACCUCAACAAAGGUGCCACUCAUCAAUACUCUACUUUUAGUGUGCACUGCUUUUCAAUACCAGGUAUACCUACAUUAAUAAACCUGCCUGCUAUGGGUGAAUAAGCAUCAGUCUGAGUGCCUCAGCAAGUUGCUGAGGAAUCACUAGAUGGCACCAGGUUCACAAAUACUUCUGUCAAGAUCCAGCCUCAGACCUUAAGAUCCUGUGAUACAUCCAAAUGACAGCUAGUUUAAGCUGCUAUAUUUUUGUCUGUUUUCUAGUUGCUACAUUCUCUGUGAAACACUGUUGGGGGAAAAACAUGGAGUCCCUGUCCAUAUUUGCUCUAAGGGAAUGAAUAUAAAUUGGAAUUGUUUACCUGGUUAUUCAUUCACUGUGUUCAGCUGAAAUAAAUGGAACGUUUUUCUGCAUAAGAGAUGACAGAACUGCACAAGUUGUUAAUUUAGUGUCAGCUGGAUCCUAAGAACACCAGAAAAAUUAAGAGUGUUACAAGUGGAGAUGGAUUGCCAUAUGUUGAAAUGGAAAAUAUAUGCCAUCUUGGUUACUUAUUUGUAGUACUAUUGUUCUAUGUUUUCCUCUUCACAAUGUGUCUUGAGAAGUCUUUACUCUGAAAGCUAACAGAGCACAUUUUGUAUAACUAGAAUAAAUAAAUGGAUAUUCAGUACCUGAAAGACUACAUGUGCCUGUGUCACUUUUUUCUAUACAUUUUGAGGACUGUAGAAACAAAACUGACCGACACAUUCCAU